Penaeus chinensis is the source of this 2022-nucleotide messenger RNA. Its product is annotated as ionotropic receptor 21a-like. The record is from RefSeq and is a predicted model, not a curated record. The transcript has 13 exons. Gene Ontology annotation, cellular component: membrane. NCBI's taxonomy places the organism in Eukaryota, Metazoa, Arthropoda, Malacostraca, Decapoda, Penaeidae. Gene Ontology annotation, molecular function: glutamate-gated receptor activity. Bases 1 to 2022 code for a protein of 673 amino acids.
AUGUCCAAGCUUAGUCGUAUGGAAAGUGCACGCCCUGAACCGCCGGGAGGCAGCGCUGAAGGUACCAACCGCUACCUUCUCUACCUGUUGACGAUGACCAGCGCCAUUUUACUCGUCUCUCCUUUUCCAUCUUCACCAUCUUCAUCGCCUUCUUCAUCUAAGUCCUUCUCCUCUCUGAUGAGCACCCUCUCCGUCUCAACAACAUCUAUUUCUCCGAUCUCCGCUAACAAGAGAGAGGAGGCUGUGGUUAACGAGACGGAAGCCGGGUGUAUAGUGACUCCUGAGAGGCCGAGAGUCAAGAGGGUGGUAGAGGAGCAUGCACCAAUAACAGACGACCUUGAAGCCAAGCAGUUCCAUGACAAGGUGGCAGACUUGCUCGUCGCGGUGAGUGCCUCAUUACAGCAGUGCGCCCUCGCCAUCACUGCAGACGAGGCUUCACUCCCUUCCGUCGAUCUGUUCCUCAAGAGAAGCCAGGUGAGAGGUCAGGUUGGAUCUUUGUCUCCAGUAACGCUCUUUACCCUCUCUGUCGACAACGGAAAUGGGGCACCGUACUCUAUGAUAGGCCGAGAGACAUGCACUCACUAUAUCUUUUUAGUGAAGAAUGCCAAGGCUCUCCUCCGACUUCUCGAGAGUAUAUUCGAGGAGGAUCUCAACCUCUUGGCCAAGUUCGUCCUUGUUAGUGAGCUGAAGAAGAAUGAAGUACAUGGUUUUCUGAAGUCCUCUCCCAUUAGCAAAAUGGUGAAUGUCCUUCUCGCAACACCAUCUUCCGGAGCAGGCGAGGUGAUGCUGCAUCUUUACACGCACGAUUUCUUCCUCAAUAACCAGAGGAUCUCGUCGAAGUUCCUGGGCGCUUGGAGUAAAGUAGGUUCUUCGAGUAAAAGGAGAGAUUUCGAGUGGUUUCCGGGAAAGCUGAACGAUUUUUAUGGAUUCAAGUUCCGCGCAACAACCUUCAACCACCCGCCAGUGUCCAUUUUUGAACCCUUGCCCGACGGGACCUACAAAUACGAUGGUCUUGAGGUCCGACUGCUGAUGACCCUCGCCUCCGCCCUGAACUUCACGGUGGAGAUCUCAAUGCCACGCGACGGGGAGAAGUGGGGUGCCAGGCUGCCCAGUGGCUCUUGGACAGGGGCGGUUGGGGAGACGGUUCGUGGAGAAACAGACGUGUCUUUCGCUAACUACUUCAUCACAGCCGACCGCCUCAAGAUAAUGGACAUGACGCGCCCUUACUACAUCGAUUACACUUGCUUCAUCACGCCCAUGCCUCAGCCUUUGCCACAGUACACGGCUGUGGCUUGGCCGUUACAGACGUUGGUUUGGGCGGCCGUGGCAGUGACCUUGGCCGUGGUACCACUUGUAGUACGACUAACAGCCGUCAUGGAACCUCGAGCCUGGUUCUCAACCUUGUACAAUGCCUACUGGUAUGUGGUGGGCAUAUUUCUGACUCGCUCACAGCCCGUACAGCUGGUCCCCUCCACCUGGGGUCUCAGGUUGGUGGUUCUUACCAGCUGGGUUGCUGCCACCAUCAUCUCAGCUGGAUACAAGUCCUCAGUCAUCGCGUUCUUGCUCGUGCCGCUGCCCGCCCAGCCGGUCAACACGCUCGAACAGCUGCUGAAGUCUGGUCUACGCUGGGGCGUCCGCGACCGAGGAGGAUGGGAUGAGUGGUUCAGCAAUUCCCUGGAUCCGACUUCGCGCAAGAUCGCUGAAGGAUUUGAGUUUGUGAACGGCAUCGACAGCGGAAUAGAUCGGGUUAUUGAGGGCGACUUUGCCUUCAUGAACUCCGGGACUUUCCUGCGCUACCUCAUCGCAAGCAACUUCACCAACGCUUACGGCCAGACUAAGCUCCACAUCGCCAAAGAAUGCUUCGUUCCCUUCAGAUCUAUUGAAAACACCUUGCGCACACAGAUAGGACUGGGGAUGCCACGGUUCUCGGUGUACACGGAGCGGUUCAACAAGGUGGUUGGCCAAGUAGUGGAGGCGGGGAUGGUCUCGCGCUGGUUCCAGGACCUCUUGGCAAAGGUUUAG